CAUAGAUCUCAGGACGUGACGACAUUGUGCGAGGAGCACAGACCUUGGCCAGUAGGGGGAGUGAUUCCAGAAUCCAGCAGAAUCAGCCUGAGGAGUAUGAGUCACUUUUCACGGAAGUGAGCCGUGUGCAGAGCCCUGCCCCUGCUGCCACCGCGGGAGACCCCAGGCAGGGAUAACAGGGCGCCACGCCCCCUUGAUAACCUUUUCCCUCAUUGAAGGGCAGAGAGGACUUGCUCUGAGGUGUGUGGUCUCAAGUCAUAGUGAGGAGUCACAGUUCCUGCCCGAAGUCAGGGGUAUUGCUGGGACCCCAUGAUACCUACACUGCCCCUGUUGUCAUUCCCUGGGAGGUCCCAGACUAGGAUGGCCAGGAGUUUCACCAGCAUUGUCCAGUCCAUGCACUGUGCUUCCAGUUGAGGUGGCAGUCUUAGUCUGAUGUUUUCCAUCACAGUGGAUAUGGUGCCCAAGCCAUGGAAGAGUCUAUGUGGAGACAUGAGGAAGACUGAAAGGCAGUGAUUCCCUGUUGUCGGUCCUUCCCAACACUCUCUUGUCCACUGCCACCCACUAGAGCCACCAUGCCUUGGCAUCAGAAGAGCCCACGAUUCUCACAUCAUUUAUGCCCUGAGGCCAGAAGUAAUGUCCAGAGCCUGGAGAUUGCACAGAUCACCAAGGCCCUGGAGGAGACCUCCCUCUCCUCCCAUCCUCUAAUGCCUGCCAAUCGGAAGGAGGCUCCCGAAGCUGGUAUGGCCAGUAUUCCUGAGGGUCCUCAGAGUGUCUCUUUCUCUGGCACUGCCUCCAUGUCCACCUCAUCAAGCAAGUCAGAGGAGGGCUCCACUAGCCAAGCAAAGGAGAGUUCAAGCACUUCACUGGCUGAGCCAGAUGCCAAGAAUGCACUCAUAUAUCCUCUAGAGGAGAAAGUGGCAAUCUUGGUGAAUUUCAUGCUUUUCAAGUAUCAAGUGAAACAGCCGAUAACCAAAGCAGAUAUGUUGAAUACAGUCAUCAAAGAAUAUGAGUACUACUUCACUGAGAUCCUGCUGAGAGCUAUGGAGCGCAUGGAGAUGAUUUUUGGCCUUGAUGUGCAGGAAGUGGAUCCUAUCAACCACUGCUAUGUCCUCCUUAUCAAAGCAGGCCUCACCUAUGAUGGGCUGAUGAGUGGUGAAGAGGGCGUGCCCAAGACCGGCAUCCUGAUUCUUGUGCUGGGUGUGAUCUUCAUGAAGGGCAACCAUGCCACUGAAGAAGAAGUCUGGGAAGUUCUGAGUUUGAUGGGCAUUUAUCCUGGAGUGAAGCACUUCAUCUUUGGGGAUCCCAGGGAGAUCAUCAAAGAUUUUGUGAAGGAAAAUUAUCUGGUCUACCAGCAGGUGGCCACCAGAAAUCCUGUGCAACUUGAAUUCCUGUGGGGCCCAAGAGCCCAUGCUGAAACCACCAAGAUGAAAGUCCUAGAGUUUCUGGCCAAGGUCAAUAGGACUGAGCCUAGUAAUUUCUCAUCUCAGUAUGAGGAGGCCUUGAAGGAUGAAGAAGAGAGAGCCCGAGGCAAUAUUUCAGCCAGUGCUGAGUUUCCUUUCAUGGCCACUGCCAAGUUCACCAGCUCCUUCCACACCUAGGCAAGUGAGGGAUAGUUUCUUCAUGCACUCUUUCAAGAAACAAGAGUUGAUACAAUUUAUGUCUUAGAUGGGGCUAAGAGGAACACACAUUAUGCCUAUGUUUUUCUGUUUUAUAUGUAUAACUUGAAUUUUUUUGUUUUUUGAUGUAUUAUUCUAAUGUCUUUUUAAAAUAGAGAUUUCAUUAGCUUUAAAAUCUCAAGGUUUUAUAGAUGAUAGUGUUCAUCCUCAUUCACAAUGAGGUUAAACAGUAAGAGCUUUGUAGUUUUGUAAAACAAAUUGUGAAACAUUUUGUCUUCUGCAAUAAGACAACAUGAUACUGCUAUAAGCAUUUUUGGGACAUAAGGAAAACUUGCUUUCUAGAGAAGCCUUCAGUUUUUUAUUUUCCCUUUUAGUCCUUGUUCCAUAAAUUAAUCGCAUAACCUUGAUUAUAUAGCUGUUUCAACAAUAUGUAUGAAAUAAAUCUUAAUAAAUUAGAUCUCAUGCUC
Molecule: messenger RNA, 2083 nt
Organism: Talpa occidentalis (Iberian mole)
Lineage: Eukaryota; Metazoa; Chordata; Mammalia; Eulipotyphla; Talpidae
Product: melanoma-associated antigen B16-like
Exons: 3
Coding region: 573-1598 (341 amino acids)
Biological process (GO): negative regulation of transcription by RNA polymerase II
Cellular component (GO): nucleus
Source: RefSeq, a predicted model, not a curated record